UUCCAAUCGAAACCGCCUAUAAACUUCCUCCAAUUUCUCUCCGGCAACAGAAUGGUUGUUCCGAUCACUUUCCUCUCUUCAUUUUCUUAGUUCUGAUCACUUUACAUCACUCCAUUUUUUUCCCGAUCAAUUUCCAGUGUACUCUCUGCUAUGGCGACAAAGUCGUCUCGGAGUAUUGAAAUCACCGUCAUCUCAGGGGAGGAUUUGCGAAUCGAUCGGAAACCCGUGAAGAGGAAAACAUUCGCAACCGUCAAGUUUGAUCGCCAGAGCUUCGGCAGCGGCGGUGGAGAAACGGAAAUUGACGAACGAGGUGGCAGUUAUCCGUUAUGGAAUGAGAAAAUGGCGUUGGAGAUUCCGGUGGAUGCAAUGUUCUUGACGAUCGAGGUGCAUUGUGGUUCUAUUUCGAGGAACAGGAUCGUCGGAACUGCGAAAGUUCCGGUGUCGGAUUUUCUCGGACGGUAUAGGCCGGAAAGUUAUUUGCAUUUACUGAGUUAUAGAUUGAGAGAUGGAAAUGGUGAACGGAAUGGAAUCGUUAACAUUUCGGUGAGAGUUAAGGUACUGGAAUCGGAAUCGGAAACGGCGCUUACUUCGAAAGGAAAGGUUAGAAUUCCGGCGGCGGAGACGGCGACAUUCUACCGAAGUGGCGGCGGUGUAGUGAUCGGAGUUCCUCUUUGGAGUUCUUACUCUUACAAAUCUUGAUGGACUUUCCGAUGAUUUGG
Messenger RNA from Benincasa hispida (wax gourd), 719 nucleotides. Its product is annotated as BON1-associated protein 2-like. Gene Ontology annotation, biological process: defense response. Lineage: Eukaryota; Viridiplantae; Streptophyta; Magnoliopsida; Cucurbitales; Cucurbitaceae. The record is from RefSeq and is a predicted model, not a curated record.